Molecule: messenger RNA, 556 nt
Organism: Xiphias gladius (swordfish)
Lineage: Eukaryota; Metazoa; Chordata; Actinopteri; Istiophoriformes; Xiphiidae
Gene: dynlt1b
Product: dynein light chain Tctex-type 1b
Exons: 5
Coding region: 58-399 (113 amino acids)
Biological process (GO): microtubule-based movement
Cellular component (GO): cytoplasm; cytoplasmic dynein complex
Molecular function (GO): dynein intermediate chain binding
Source: RefSeq, a predicted model, not a curated record
GGAAGUCUUAUUCCUGGAUUUGCCUGGUUCAUUGACACCUGAGGCAGUGACCAAACCAUGGACGAAUAUCAAACAGAAGAGGAGACUGCGUUCGUCGUUGAAGAAGUGAGCAGAGUAAUUAAAGAGUCUGUAGAAGCAGCCAUUGGAGGAAAUGCCUACCAGCACAGCAGAGUGAACCAGUGGAGCACCAGUGUAGUGGAGCAGUGUCUCAGUCAACUAAGCAAGCUGGGAAAGCCUUUCAAAUAUAUUGUAACCUGUAUCAUCAUGCAGAAAAACGGAGCAGGCCUGCAGACAGCCAGCUCCUGCUUCUGGGACAACUCUACUGAUGGGAGCUGUGCAGUGAGAUGGGAGAACAAGUCCAUGUACUGUAUUGUCAGUGUUUUUGGGCUGGCCAUCUGAAUUUACUACAAUAUACCCUUAAGUGUUCAAAGAGUGUAGGAUUUUGUGUAUUUUUGAGAACCUGCGUGUUAUGUUUGGCCUUGUUGGUUACAAUUGAAUAAACUUAUGUUUUUAUGUUAAAUGCAAUUGAUUAAAACCAUACUAUGCUGUAUAUACU